Molecule: messenger RNA, 435 nt
Organism: Candidula unifasciata
Lineage: Eukaryota; Metazoa; Mollusca; Gastropoda; Stylommatophora; Geomitridae
Source: the annotation of a GenBank genome assembly
AAAUCAUUCAUGGAUGUCAGCUAUCUCCACUCACCUGAGAAACUGUUCGGUUCAAUUCCCUCAGAAGGACGUUACAUCAUCAAUAUUCACCACUUCCUUCAUCUGAGCGCCCAUCACAUCAGCAUCUUUGAGAGGUAUCUAACUGCAGUUCGCAAUGCUAUCAUCAGGUUGUUGGAGCGAAAUCCACAUGUCCUCAUAACUUUAAGGGGACCACAUGUUGCAGAGCAUCCCCCUUAUUUCUGCUUAUCUACUGAUGCCUGGGCUCAGUAUAUUACCACAAUACAGAAGGAGACGUUCAGGGAUCUACAAGACCGUGUUAUUUACUUCCCUUUCUGGGACAUAACUGUGGCAUCUGAAGAUACGGAUAUUCAUCCUGGGUGUAAUGAUCAUUUAUCUGACGUGAUGUUUCAAUUUACAUGUGGCAGACAGCAAUAA